AUGCAGUAUCCAAGCAUUACAUCUCUCCAUGAAGCCCAGUGUAACAUGGAAGCCAGUGUCCACCAGCAGACAGGUGACACACUGUCGGCGUCAUCCUCCUCAACGCCAGAACUGGCAGUUGAGGAUGGCACUUUCGGUUUCCCUUAUUCCCCCUAUCCUUCCCAGAUAGUUUUCAUGGCUACACUAUGGGGGGCGCUUCAGGGAUGCAGCAAGCAGACAAAGCUUGCUGCACUCGAAAUGCCAACAGGAGGGGGGAAAACACUGUCAUUUCUUUGUCCAGCCGUGUUGUGGUUAAAAAGGAAUGAAGAAGAGUUGCUACUACAACAGCUGCAACAAGCUCAACAACAGCAGCAAACAUGUCAGGUGCCUCGGAGAAAAGCACCGCCGUGGAUUAAAACAGCACUACAGCAGCAGCAGAAACUACGAGUGCGACAAUUCUUAGCAGACAGAGAAGACUACUUGAAGAGGGCAGCAUCAUGGGCCGAUUCCGCUGCAGCAGCAAACACUCCUCAGCAGGCGCAGCACCAUGGGCAUUGGGAUUGCCAGAUUGGCAUACGUCGUAAGCGCCCAGCAGCAACCACUGACAAGCAAUCACAGCAACAGAAAGAGGCGGACUUUGAUGACCCUACUCCUGAUGAGUCUCCCCCUUCCGUACGCCUCGAAGCUAGCAACGCAUACAAAGAACAAUGGGGCGCUCCUAAUCGCGGUUACACUGAAAACCUCCAAAAGCCUCAAAUAGUUAUAUGCAGCAGGACGCACCAUCAGCUGCAACAGUACGUUGACGAAAUACGGCUUAUGCAAAAGCAAGGGAAGGUGGAAGAUGUCAAGCGCUUUGUUGCAGUUGUUGCAGCCGGCAGAAGACAACUUUGCAUACACCCAGAUGUGUGCAGCAGCGGAAACAGCAGCACUAGCAACAGUUGCAGCAGUGAUAUGGGGGACAAGUGCUCCUACUUAGUUUCAAAAGGCCUGUGUAGCUACUACAAAAGAAGGAAUUUUGUGGCAGACGCUGCUGUAUCUUCAGUUCUGGACAUAGAAGACUUGCGGCGUAUAGGCAGGAAAGUCGGCGGCUGUCCUUAUUACGGCUGUCGCGCAGCGUCGCCUGCAGCAGAUGUCCUGCUUCUGCCGUUUUCGCUUGCAUUCCCGGCUCAAGGAGAAGCGGCAGAGACUGGUCUUGUGGCCUUGACGAAUGCUGUCUUCUGUAUUGAUGAAGCUCACCAUCUCGCUGCUGCCCUCAGAAGCAGCAAAGCUGCUGCCAUUUCCCACGGAUCAGCAGCAUCUGCAGCGCGACUACUGAAUCUUUACGUGGACUACUACGGCAACAGACUAGCUCCGAGAUCUUUUCAUUUGUUGCAGCAGCUCGCUAGAUUCGCAGAAAAUAUUCACAAGGGAUUGCAGCCCUUCUGCUGCUGUGGACAGAAACAGCAUCGCCAGCCACAGUGGCAGGAACAGCAGCGAGGCAAAGUAGAUUUGAAAGAGGCAGGAGUUGAGUUGCUUGGUGACCCGCCACAGCCGUCAACAAUGCCAGUAGCAGGCAUAGAACUUGGCGCAUCGGAUACAAGAGCGGCAGAGCGUGCGAGCACGGUCCUCACCGCGACAUCUUUACUGCGCCGUCUGAAGCUCGACGGCUUCGACCUUCACGAGCUGGUGGCUUUUCUGUGCGACAGCAAUAUACGCAUCUGCCAGAAAAUAAGAGGAUUUGCAGUGCAACAGAAUCACACCCAACAGCAGCGACAGCUGGAAAACCGCCAAAAGUGCCAACAAAUGCAACAGAGGAAGAACCAGCCGCACGUGCAACAACAGAUCAUGGAGCCAUCUUGCAUGUACACACUAAAGAACUUACUGUGUGCGCUUUUGGCCAUGGACGUAGCCGACAGGCUUGUCAUAAGCAACUUACAUGAAACUGUAGCAUCAGCAGCGUCACCUGGUGUUGCUGCUUACCAGAGCGCAACUGCUGCAGCGGCAACAACAUCAGACAGUGGCAGCAGGUGCUGCUGUAGCAAGCUUGAAGUUGUCUGCCUGGCCACUGAGAAAGUUUUUGAGCCCAUUAUCAAAGCAAGUCGUCUGGUGGUGCUUAUGGGAGGGACUUUAUCUCCAUUUGCAUCUCUGUCACGGUUUGUGCGUUGCCUUUCCCCAUCUCAAUAUCUCUUCUUCUCGGCGGACUCCGUUGCAGCAAAGGAAAGAGUCUUAGCUCUUGCCGUGCCUAGGCUAUCUCUUGAUCAGUCUCCCAUGUGCUUUGAGUACUCUCAACGGAUGCAAUUUCCAUCGCAGUUUAUUGCCUUGCUGCGUCUACUACUUUCUGUCUCGGGAACAGUGCCUGGUGGGAUUGUUGUGUUUUUCCCUUCUUUCGCAAUGUUACAGUCCUUUGUAGCUGUUGCUGAUGCUGGCGGCAGUGCUGCUGCUUCAACCGCUCCGUCAAUUGUUGAAGAGCUACGAAGGCGAGGACCUUUACUCGUCGAAAAACGGAUGCCGGGAGCCACUAAAUUCAAAGCUGGUUUCUACAUGGCAUACGGUGCUAUCCUUUGGAAGCUCUACAAAUCUGCUGUUCUUGGAAAAGGCACAACACCGGAGUUUCGACAAGACAGCACAGACUGUACGAAGCAGUUGGACCAAAUGAGCGACGAGGAGGGCGGGAAGGGCUAUCCUUGGCAACAAUGUGCCACCGGACUAGCAGAACCCAAAGAAAAACCUCUCAGACCAAAAACAGCAUUCCUGUUUUGCGUUAUGGGUGGUCGACUGAGUGAAGGAGUGAACUUUUCAGAUGCUCUCGCCAGGCUUUUGGUAAUCGUUGGGCUCCCGUUCCCGUCUACUCAGGACACAAUAUUCCGCCUACAAGAGAAAUACUAUGACGAAAUAAUGAUGCGGCAGCAUGUGACUUCAGCAGGAGCUCAAGAGGCAAGGCAAGACUCACCGAGUGAAUUUAUAGGUGCCAAUAAGCAGGCAGACCUCCACAGGGAGCAGCAACAAACGCAGAAGCAUGUCGAGUACGGUUUACUGCAAUGCAUGAUAACAGUCAACCAGACAAUUGGGCGUGCUAUUCGACACAGCAGGGACUAUGCAGCAGUUCUACUGGUAGACAGGAGGUAUGCACUUCCCCGCAUACAAGAGCUUCUGCCGCGCUGGGUUGUCCAGAGUCUCGAUACGGUGAACCCAGUGUCGCAAGACCAGGAGCUACCCCUGCCACCUUUUAAAUCGGUGCGCUCUGCGGAAAAAGGCACUACUGAUGUCAUUCAGCAGAGGUUGAAGGUUUUUUUCGAGCCUUUGGAGAAGACGCUGUUCGCAAAGCUUCCCACUUGA
This is a messenger RNA of Eimeria tenella, 3294 nucleotides long. Its product is annotated as helicase, putative. The record is from RefSeq and is a predicted model, not a curated record. Gene Ontology annotation, molecular function: DNA helicase activity; DNA binding; hydrolase activity, acting on acid anhydrides, in phosphorus-containing anhydrides. Gene Ontology annotation, cellular component: nucleus. The transcript has 5 exons. Gene Ontology annotation, biological process: establishment of sister chromatid cohesion; nucleobase-containing compound metabolic process. NCBI's taxonomy places the organism in Eukaryota, Apicomplexa, Conoidasida, Eucoccidiorida, Eimeriidae. The coding region runs from base 1 to 3294 and encodes 1097 amino acids.